This is a messenger RNA of Saccostrea cuccullata (small rock oyster), 952 nucleotides long. RefSeq lists its product as uncharacterized. The transcript has 12 exons. NCBI's taxonomy places the organism in Eukaryota, Metazoa, Mollusca, Bivalvia, Ostreida, Ostreidae. The record is from RefSeq and is a predicted model, not a curated record. Bases 128 to 952 code for a protein of 274 amino acids.
CAAUUCUGCAUGGGAGUUGUCUGCACUUUUAAUUGUGACGUCAUAGCUAUCUGACGUUUAGAUGACGUCACAAUCAUCACCAUAAACAAAGGAACUAAGCAGAAAGCAGGUCGAAUUUAGAAACACAAUGAUGGACUACAGUGAAAUACUGGAUUUCAGUGACAAGGGGGAGAACAAAUUGGAGAUUUUGAAAUUCGGAUAUAGUUGGGUGGAGGAGGUCGAGAGGCAAGAGAGAUUGGAGGCAAUGGAAUUAGAAGACAUGAAAAGAAAGGAAAUUAUGGACUACAAUGAAAUUCUGGAUUUCAGUGACAAGGGGGAAACCAAACUGGAGAUAUUAAAGUUCAACUAUAGUUGGGCGGAGGAGGUCGAGAGACAAGAGAAAUUGGAGGAAAUGGAGAAAGAGGACAGGAAAAGAAAGAUGAUUGUAAAAGCCAUCAUGAAGAAGGUUCACCAAGAAAUGAUUGACACUGCAGCCAGAAAAGCAAUGGAGAAGUGCAAAGUGCAGACAUCCAUAAUCCAAAAAAGGGAGAUAAUGCAGGAUAUCCAAAGAGAACUGAUGGACACUGCAGCCAGAAAAGCAAUCGAGAAAUGCAAAGUGCAGACAUCCAUAAUCCAAAAAAUGGAGAUAAUGCAGGAAAUCCAUAGAGAACUGAUGGUCACUGUAGCCAGAAAAUUAAGGGAGAUGGAGAAAUUACAGACAGAGUUGAUGAGUAAAAGGGAACUCAUGAAGAGUGCUCAUGAAGAACUUAAGAGACUGGAGGAACUGAAAGAAGGUCGCUUUAUUAAGGAAUUCGUCAGAAACAUCAUUAUUGCUGCAAAUGAAAAAGUACAAAAGGAUAUUGUCAGGGAGUUUAUCGGUAAUGUGAUUUACAUGGCUAAAGAACAGCUGCAAAACCAACUUGAGCAAAGUUCAAAGGUAAGUUUAGUUUUUAUUCCUUUAAAAUAUUCAUGA